Ipomoea nil (Japanese morning glory) is the source of this 1124-nucleotide messenger RNA. RefSeq lists its product as uncharacterized. The coding region runs from base 446 to 880 and encodes 144 amino acids. The record is from RefSeq and is a predicted model, not a curated record. NCBI's taxonomy places the organism in Eukaryota, Viridiplantae, Streptophyta, Magnoliopsida, Solanales, Convolvulaceae. The transcript has 3 exons.
UUCUGAAAAAAUGAGGAUGUUAAUAAGUGUCUAAAAGAGAGGAUAUUGAUUGCAUCAACCGAGUUCCACUGAAUUGAGACACUAUCCAUGAAACACUAUCCGUGAAAGAUGUAAAGCGAAAAUACAGAUGGGGUUGUGGAAAUCUCUUCAUUUCAAAGAUAAACCCGACUUUUUGGUGAUGUUGAUUUGCUGUGUCUUCAUUACAAAGAAUAGAUUCUAAAUUCUCAUCAUUAGAAUGAGGAAUUUUUCUUUACCUAAAGGACACACCCACUUUAAUGAUGUUGUUCCUUAACUUAGUAGCAUUAUUAAGUGCAUUCAAGAUGCAACACUCUCUUUGUCCCAAUGAUUUUUUUUUCUCUUUAACAGCUUUUUUUCCUAUCCUCCACAUAUCACCACAGACAUGGAUAAACACACUGUUACAUCUGAUGUAAUGCAUCAAUAAGAUAUGAAUGAGUUCAGUUCUGAAAGGCCGAGGUCCUCGAACAUAUACACAAGUGCAGAACCUAGUCCAUCUCAAACACAGGUGAACCAGGAAGGUCCAUGGAAGAACUUUGGGACAUCAACAAACGCCAUUUCCUUCGGGUUUGUAGCAACAGCCAUCUUGAUCUCCAUGUUUCUCAUCAUGGCCAUAUUCGAGCAUCUAUUCAAGCCAGGCACUUCGUUCUCCUCGCCCGAAGAUCACAUAGACAGCAACCUGGAAUCAGGAAGAAGGCAGAAGCUUAGAAGCUCACAAACUAUACCAACUUCAUAUUCGUCGGAUUUCACAGUCUUGAUGCCAGGACAACAAUAUCCAACCUUCAUUGCCCAGCCUGCUCCUCUCCCUUGUCAAAGGGAAAGAGUUUACUGGCCCUCACAUGAACAUAGCUUUUCAUACACAUAAUGCUAAACUUACAAGUGAUGAUGGUAUGUGUACCCCAGAAUAGUGAAAUUCUUCUUCAAUUUUCUACAUCUACCAUUCCAGAAUUCAUAUCUUUAUCCCACUGUGUAUGAGGGAGAGAGAAACAGGGAAAGAGAAAAAAAAAAUUGUAUUUGCAAGACAACAAUAGUCAACCAUGGUGUUCAGAUUACCAGGUUGUUCAGAUGAUUUUUUAUGUAGUUAUGCAUGGAUUCCAUGUUUUGAGAAA